This is a messenger RNA of Coregonus sp. 'balchen', 2994 nucleotides long. The record is from the annotation of a GenBank genome assembly. Lineage: Eukaryota; Metazoa; Chordata; Actinopteri; Salmoniformes; Salmonidae.
AUGGCCUGUGGACUGGUUUCCAUGACAUUAAGGGGUCUGGUGUCGGUGGUGAUUCUGCUGUGGACUGUCACAUCCACAGAUGGGGGAGGUGAGUAACAGCCAUCAUCAGUCUGUCUUAGUUCAUCUGUCUUUACCUUCUUCUAUCUGUCUCAAAAUAUUACAUUCCAAAAUAACUCCUACGUAGUCCAAGUCCCUAGGCACACCUUUGGCUCUAGUGUAGCAUGAGCAUUAAAUAGUUGUAAGCAUUGUGGUGAAAACUCUACCUAGCUAGAUUACCAUAGCAGACUCAAUAUCAUAGGAAAAUGACCAUAUAGCUGUAAAACAAGCUUCACUGAAACAUGAAUUACCAUAGAUCAUAAACAUGUUGGUCAUUACAGAAGACUGCCAAAUUGAUUCAAGAGCAGACUUUUCCUGUUGUGUGUAGUGAUCUGUGGCCACUUCCACUCUAAGGCCAAGUGUUAUACACUGAUUAUACCAAUUUGGCCAGUAAACCCCCGUUUUGCCAUCAGAACAGCCUCAAUUCGUCGGGGCAUGGACUCUACAAGGUGUCGAAAGCAUUCCAAAGGGAUGCUGGCCAAUGUAGACUCCAAUGCUUCCCACAGUUGUGUCAAGUUGGCUGGAUGUCCUUUGGGUGGUGGACCAUUCUUGAUAAACACUGGAAACUGUUGAGCAUGAAAAACCCAGCCACGUUGCAGUUCUUGACACAAACCGCUGCGCCUGGCACUUACUACCAUACUUUGUUCAAAGGCACUUAAAUAUUUUGUCUUGCCCAGUCACCCUCUGACUGGCACACAUACACAAUCCAUGUCUCAAUUGUCUCAAUGCUUAAAAAUCCUUCUUUAAACCUGUCUCCUCCCCUUCAUCUACACUGAUUGAAGUGGAUUUAACAAGUGACAUCGAUAAGGGAUCAAUAAGCUUUCAUCAAUAAGUUUUCACCUGUAUUCACCUGAUCAGUCUAUGACAUGGAAAGAGCAGGUGUCCUUAAUGUUUGGAAUCCUCAGUGUAUAUUAAUCAUCCUGUGGUCAUGUGAAGGACUAUGAGGUCUCAUCAAAGUCUCUGUGAUUGUUUGAACAACUUUAUAGGAUGAAUCAGUGAUUCAACUUAACAGAUGGGUCAGGCUAAGACGGUUUAACAACGUAAAUGUUUGCUGAAUGGGUGUGUGGUAUGAUUAGGGGCAUGAAGGAAGUGUAUUAGUUCAGGUCUGACUGGAGUCUUUACUUUAGAUUGUGAUUUUAGUUAGAAGUUAGGUGCUGUCGGUGUGGAGGGGGGUGGGUGGAGGACAGAGGAGGACCACAAUGACAGAUUAGACUCAGGUUAAUAUUAACAAUAUUAACAAUAUUAACAAUAAUAACAGGUUAAUAACACUCUGAUAUAAACCAAGGGCCUACUCACUUUACCAAGGUAUCUGACUAAUGGGGAGUAUAGGAGUCUGUGUUUGAAUCCCAUCUUGUCCAGAUGCUCAUUUAACGUGUGUGUUUAUUCUCUUGCAGACAUCCAUGUAACCUGUCUGUUCUCAGAGGAUUGUGUCCUGGCCUGCAGCUUCCAGCCUGGCAGUGAGUUAGUCAUCCACUGGCUGAAACCAGAAGACAAGGACCUGAAUGUCCACUCCUACUACUACAGUACAGAUCAGCUCGAACAGCAGAGCCAGCGUUACAGAGGGAGAACAGCCCUGUUCAAUGACCAGAUCCCCAAAGGAAACGCUUCAUUACUGCUGAGAGGACUCACACUCCAGGACCAGGGCAGAUACAAGUGUUACACCAGCACUAUUAAAGACCACAAGGAGUCCUUCAUUAACAUGGCAGUGGAGGGUACGGAAUGUCUGUCUGUCUGUCUGUCUGUGAUGAUCACUUUAUGGCUGCUCCAUGUGUAAUGUCUACUUUGUUGCAGCUCCAGUCCGCUUGGUGGACAUACAGUUAUCAGAUGACAUCAUCACCUGCAAUUCUACAGGUAUCUACCCUGAGCCUAAACUCACCUGGUCCACUGACCCCCCCUCUGACCUUUCAUUUGACCCUGGAACCAUCCAGAACUCCACCAGCACCAAGGUGGAUGACGGGGGCCUCUAUGACAUCACCAGCACAAAACAGUUUAUCAGAGACCGAACCAACAUCUGUAAUGUGACCUCUGGGACAGUAGAAAGGACAGCAACCCUGAAACAGCAAGGUAAUCAAUUGAUCAACCUAUUAAUCAAACAAUUUAUAAAUCAAUGAAUAAAUUCAUCAAUCAAUGUUUUUGGCUAUAAACUCUACAAAAACAAGACAACAUUGUGAGACAGAAUAUGCAACGAUCAAUCAAAAAAGGCACUUUCUCAUGACAUAAUUUCAGAUCCGGUCCAGGGUUCUCCAAGCAGUGAAGUGUCCAUCCCCUGCAGCGUCUCUCAGUCUGACCUCAAGACCUUUAACCUCACCUGGAGGUUCAACCAGAUAGACACCAUCCUCAAUUCUACCUACACCAAGGGUACAUCUCAGAUGUAUAUUGAUGACCAGUGGAAGGAGCAGGUUCAGAAUUUGUCUGACUCUGGCAGCCUUCAGCUCCACAAGCUAACCAUGGUCUACCAGGGAAUCUACAGCUGUGAACUAUCUACUGCCAGAGACUCACACCUGGUCCUCACCUACCUGGAGAUCACACCUGAUAAACCAUCUGAUGGUACAAAGUUUACUUUUACUAUUUACCCUCACUGUAAGUCACAUGAUCACAUUCAACAAUAAAACUGCAACUCUGUAUUUUCUCCUUCAGUUUCAGAUGGACUGAGUCCAGGUUCAAUCACUGGUAUAACAAUAGCAGCAGUAGCAGCAGUGAUUAUAGCAGCAGUGAUAUGUCACCUGCUGAGAGGUAAGUUAUGAUGAUGAUGACAUCAUAAUCUGUUGAACCAUUUAACAUAACCACCUCCUGAUGGACAGAGAGGAGGGUUACAUUGGUGGCUUUUGAUGAACAGCUUUCAGAUUCUGCUAUUUUGCUGUCUCCCAUGUCAUAGUUUUCUGCCCCCAAUGCCGAAGU